Messenger RNA from Mercenaria mercenaria, 12241 nucleotides. Its product is annotated as TBC1 domain family member 25-like. Gene Ontology annotation, molecular function: GTPase activator activity. NCBI's taxonomy places the organism in Eukaryota, Metazoa, Mollusca, Bivalvia, Venerida, Veneridae. Bases 112 to 3054 code for a protein of 980 amino acids. Gene Ontology annotation, biological process: regulation of autophagosome maturation; activation of GTPase activity. The record is from RefSeq and is a predicted model, not a curated record. Gene Ontology annotation, cellular component: autophagosome. The transcript is spliced from 5 exons.
GGUUGCAUCGAUUAAAUGACGUCUAUAUUUUUCUUGAAUAAAAUGUGUUUUCAGCUUUCUCAGAGAAUAAGUUCCUGAGUUAUUUAUGUUAGUAAUACCUAAUUAGCAAAGAUGUCAGGAUUCUACGGAAUUGAUAAUAAUCGCGAAGUGAUCAGAGUGCACGUAAAAAAAUGUGAUGGGUUGAUGCAGCCUGAAUCUAAGAAAUUUUCCAUAGAUCCACAAAUAACAUCAUUUGAGAUGUUACAGAACCUUCUGGCUAAAGCUUUUGACAUUAAAAGUGAUUUCACUAUCAGUUACCUGUCACAAGAUGGCGGUCAGGAGGUGUACCUCAGCAUGCUGUCAGACUGGGAUAUGGACGCUGCAUUCCAAAACGCCUCAGAUCCUUGCCUUAAACUUAAAGUGGAACUUAAGCCAUUUGAUGAAACACUUGAAGACUGGGAUAUUAUCGCCCCUGUGGAGAUACCCCAGUAUCGUAUGGCAUUUCUGGACAAGGGGACAUUCCUAGGGAACAUUACUGGGACCAUUUCAAAUAGAGUAGAACGAACAGUUUCACACGUUCAAAGAGUCAUUGGUAUGAAGUCUGAAGAUGAACAGCAGUAUCGACCAAUCAAAUCUCCCAUGACAGACAUGGAGUUCCGUAACUACCUUGAUUCCGAUGGUCACAUGGUCAAACCAGAAGAGUUCAGGCUGAGUAUAUACCAAGGCGGGAUUGAACCUUCACUACGGAGAGUAGUUUGGCGACAUUUACUUAACAUCUACCCCAAAGAUAUGUCUGGAAGAGAAAGAUUUGAUUAUAUGAAAAAGAAAGAGAAGGAAUAUUUUGAGCUUAGAGACAAGUGGAGAAAUUUAUUCAGUACACGACAAGUGUCUGAGGAAGCAAAGCAUGUAGCAAGUUUAGUGAAGAAAGAUGUGUUAAGGACAGAUAGAGGUCAUAAAUAUUACUCUGGAGGUGAUGACAGUAAAAAUUUGGUAGCUUUGUACAAUUUGUUAGUCACAUAUGCCUUGACACAUCCUGAAGUUUCUUAUUGUCAGGGUAUGAGUGAUAUAGCUUCACCAUUACUAGUUGUGCAGAAAGAGGAGGCACAGGCAUACUUGUGCUUUUGUGGACUUAUGAAAAGACUGCGUUCCAACUUCAUGUAUGACGGGGAGGCAAUCACCACAAAGUUGCAGCAUUUAUCUACCCUUGUGCAAUUUUAUGAUCCAGUAUUCAAUGCAUAUAUGAAAAGUCAUGGGGCUGAAGAUCUGUUCUUCUGUUAUAGGUGGCUACUAUUAGAAAUGAAGAGGGAGUUCCCAUUUGAGGAUGCACUGUACAUGCUGGAGGUCAUGUGGAGUACAAUCCCACCAUGUCCUCCAGAAGGCCAGCUUGAACUUUGUGAUACUGAAUAUUCUCCGGCAUUGAUGAUGUCAGUAUCACCAAACUCCCCUUCUUUUGGCUUGAAAACACAGUAUUCGCAUUUACUUGCCAAACGUAGAAUGACAUGUCAUGUUAAAGAAAAUGCUGAAAGUAAGUCCCCGAAAGUAUCUCAGUCACCAAAAUCCACAAGUACGUCUUACAGAAAUUUUGUUAAUGAUGGUCUAACUGAUAUUCAAGAGGAAAAAUGUGGUUCUGUGGAAAAGUCUGGAAAUAAAAGUGUUGAAAAUGGCAGAUCAGAAUCUACAGAAAGCAAUAGUAGCAAGGAUUCUUCUCCUGUAGAGACUGUGCCACUUUCACUGCAGAAUGGUUCUGCAUCACAAGAAAAAGCUGAUCUUGAGAACAGUUACCAGAACUCAAGGUACAUGAAAAAAUCAAGUGAAGAAAAUGGGAAAGAAAAUAGCAACACAGAAACAGAUGAAGGCGUAGCCAAUUCAAGCACAGGAAGUAGUAAUAGUUCCUCGUACAUGUCUGCUUCUCAGUCUAUUGAGAGGUUUCCAAGUCUUAUUACAGCAAGUGUUGAGGACAAAACUGAGUUAAAUGAUUCUGAGGUUAUAUCUGUAAGUGAAAGUAAAACAUUGACUGACAAUGGUACUGUUCUAGAAAACAUAUUUUCUGACACCCCAAAUUGCGAUCAGUCUGUAGGGAAACAGGAAGUGGAUGUAACUGGGCACAGUCGAGUUCCUCAUUCUGAAGAUGAAAGUGAAGACCAGGCACAGUUUCAUUUAUCUCUAGAUGAAACUGACAGAUUAGUAGAAAAGAAAAAGAACAAUAUUCCCCAAAUUAAAGGGUCUUUUUUCAGUGGAAUGAAAAGAAUUCUUUCAUCUCCAAAGAGACGCCCAGGACAGUCACAGCAGUGCAAUGGAAAAACUAUGGUUCAUAAAGCAAAUACUAAAACUGAAAACAAUAAUAAAAGUAUUAACACAGCAGUACAAGAUUUAAAACUGUCUCCAAGAAAUGGAGAUGAACAUACUUUGUUUGAAGUGAACCGUAUGAUCAAAAGUUUGAAUUCUAUUCCAAAAGAGCCUGGUGAUUCAGAUAGUGGAACUGGUUCACUGACGUCAUCAACAAAUUCUAUACAUGUGCUGGGAAUCAAAAAUAGGAGUUCAAGCCAGGGUAGUGAAAAGCCUGUUGAAGUAUUGACAAAAGAUCAGAGAGACUUUUUUGAUAAGAAAUACAAAGAAACAGUCUGUGACAUUCCAAAAGCCAAGAAAGAUAUAGGAACUCUAUGUUCGGAUAAUACACCUUCCUUUUGUGUGGAUCAUUUUAACAUUAACAGUGAUGAAACGGCAAGAACUGAUGAAUCUAAGGAUGCAAUUGGAAUCAGCGAUUGUGUAGAAGCAACUGAUCCAGAUGAAGGAAAGCUUGCUAAAUUCAAGCAGUUGCCUACUCCGGAUGAGUUUGGGUAUGGGAAUCCAUUCCUGAUGUUUCUCUGUCUGACGGUGUUACUUCAACAUCGAGAUAUAAUCAUGAAGAGUGGAAUGGAGUAUGAUGAAUUGGCGAUGUAUUUCGACAAAAUGGUGCGGAAACAUAACGUGAAUAAGGUUCUGCAUCAGACGAGGAUAAUGUAUACAGAAUACAUCAGAAUGCAGCAGAAAUUGCUUGAGGGAGAUGAAGAAGAAGAAGAAGAUUUCCAUGUAUGAUGUCAGAGAUAAAAUAUUGUUAUAAGUUCAUUGAGUAUUAGGCACUUCAGAAUUUUUUUUUUUUUUUAAAGAUGUUUACAAAAUCAAGGCAAAACCCAUACACAGAGUAGUAUAUGACAGAACUGCUGUUGAAAUAUUGUCUUUCUGAGACUGAAUUGAAUAAGAAGACAGGGUCCAAUUGAUGUGAUAUUUUCUACCAAGCAAAUUGGUUGUAUGUUGUGACUGUUUUGCUGGUAAUUUGAAGUAAUUAGAGGAAGAUGGGCGGUCCUUUGAUGGUAUUGAUUAGAAUUAUGGAUGAAUUCUUUAGUUAGUGGAAGAUAUUCAACAGGCUUAUACAAAUGUAGUAGGUUUUUUAAUUUUACUUGCAGGUACUCAUUGUACUACUGUUGCUUGGAAAUAAUUCCCAAAGGGGAUUCUGGGUUCAUUUUUCACUAGUUCAGUCACCUGGUAUUUGUUAGUAUGACAGUAAUAUCUAAAAAGCAUUUUUCAGCCCUUGAUUGAAGUUGAUACAAUAAUAAAUUUUUACGGCCUGUAUUGUUAAACUGCAAUAGGUUUUCAAGUUAAUGCAAUUCCUUAGGCAGUUUAAAAUGUGACAUCGGGAAAAAAAUAUCGAAAGAGUUCAGCACAGUAUACUCACUUCUUCUUAGUAUUUUUUGUUAGGUGAUAAGACAUAAAUUUAAUGCAGAGAAGUGUAGAUGAGAUAAAAUCAUGCAGUUUUGGUGUAGAACAAUAAAGAAAUUAUUUCAUGAACUCAACUUACUGGCUUUAAACUAUAUCACAGUUGGUUAUUUGAUAUUUAACGUUUAACUUGGCAACAUUUUUGAAGAUUUUCUGAAUUUAAGAUGCCCAAAGGUAUGUAUUAUGUGGCGGUCAUCUAGCCGUCUGUCCGUAUGUUAGCAAUUGUGUUUACAUUCGAUAACUUGCCUUGACCUACAGUCCUCAGACUUAGCAUGCAUAGUGCUCAUACACAACAGAUGACACCUAAGGUCAGGAUCAUAGUAACUGUUUCCUUUUAAUAUUUUGAGAAUUACUUGACCCACAAGCAUGGAAGGCACCAUGUUGCCACUGGUCAUUGAUUGACCUCAAUAUGAUUUUGAGAUCAGUGAGAGGUCAAGUUGACAGUGACCAUUAGUACAUAAAGAACUGUCACCAUGGAACCCUCUUGAUUUUGAGGUUUCUUAGUCAAAGGUCAGUGUCACUGUCAUGCUAAGUCUUUAGUUUGAUGUACUGUCAAACCUCUAUUAAGGGAGGGACACAAUCUGGCUGCUAAAGGAGGUGGCUGCUAAACACAAGUUAAAUUUAAAACAAGCAGCUAAAGGCAGGUGACUCUUAGUUUAAGUGACUGCUAAGGCAGGUCCUACUGUAUUAUGUGGCCAUCCAUCUGUUUGCUGUUAAGUCUCCGCACAAUGAGCGCAGAACGCUUUGACCUGUGAUUCUAAAACUUGACGGGCACAUUGCCUAUCACUCCACACAGUUGUGUUCUUGUUUGUAACAAUGUACCUGAUAUUUUUGAUUUUUGGGGCCAUUACAAACAUUCAUUACGAAAACAAAAUGGAAAUGUUUUUAACAAGUUAUGAAGUCAUGUUCUAACACAGAUACUCAUAUUGUUUGUUAACUGUGUAUGACUGUUUAGGAGAUGGACUUUACUAGUAAUUCUACGGAAAUGCAUAAUUCGGAAUUUUUCCUCCCUGUUGCAGCAGUGUAUUAUUGUUAUGUAAUUAAGAAAUCUGAGUGCAUACACAUGUAUCACCAUGUUUGUUGUGAGUGUAAUAUACUUUCACAUUUUUUGUGGCAGUCAGCUUGUUUUGCUUUUCACAAUGCUAUACAUAUUAAAGAUGAAUCAUUUAAAUUAAAGGAAAAUCAUGUGCAGCAGACAAGAAAGAGAAAUUUUGAGGGAUUAUUCUUUCAUAGUUUUUCAAACGCAAGUAUCUUUUUUUUUUUUUGAAGAUUGUUAUAGCAAAAAAGGAGGCAACAUUUGCAACAUUCCAUGAAAAGUCAGUUUUCAUUCUGUGUUUAAAAUGCACAAAAUGGGCUGCUGCAGCUUAAAAUAGAAAACACAAGUUGCAAAUAUUGUAAAAUUAUUGAAAAUUCCUUAUAAUUCUUAUUCAUUGUUGAUAUUAGAAUAUGGGCUUUCAUUGUGUUACAGGUAUGGCCUUUUUCUGCUAUGCCAUGUAUAGUUGUACAUAUUAUAGUUUUAGUUAGAUAAUAUUGUUAGUUGAUACCUAGCUUUUUUAGCUUGACUAUAUAAAAAAUAGCUUGAGCUAUUGCACUCACUAUUAUUCGGUAUCCCAGUGUGGUUAAGUAUCAUGUGUGGGAAAGGAUUAGAACUUACACACUUCUUCAGUGUAGUGAAGAGACCUGCAGUGCAUAGGUUCCAUAACAAAGCUUUGCUUUUUUGUAUCAUAUUAUGCCCCUUUCUGACUGGGCAAUAUUUGUUUAAGAUUUUGUAUGUAAGCUGAUCUGUACCCACUUAUGGGAAUGAAUUGAUAUUUAGAGCACAUUUUAACUGUAAUUGUCUGACAUGCAGUGCACAGGUUCCAUAACUCUGUUUUGCAUAUUUACCAAAUUAUACCCCUUUUCUAACUUUCAUUCAAAUUUCUUUAGUGACAAUGCUGUUGAAUAGUUGAGCAUUGCUGACCUCCAACAGCUCUUGUUUUAAAAACUGAGUUAUUUAUUUGAUUUUAGAGAAGGUAAGAAACAUGCAACAAAGCAGAAACAUAAAUUUUUCUGUCAGUUGUAAAUUGUUGUUUUGAUAGGUAUGUUUAUUCUAUGAAUGCUUGUUUAGUGGUAGAAUAUAAAAAUUGAGGGCAAGAAAAUGAAGAUUCUUAAGUUAAUAUUUAAAAAGUUUUUAAAGUUACUUAUGCUUAAAUUUUAUAUUUAGCAAAGGAGUUGUAAUGAUUUUUUUUCACUGAACCAUUCCAAAAACAGUUUGUGGUCUUGUUAAGAGUGCUUGUAGAUGAUUGUUUUAUCAUGCCAUUACUAUAACAACUGCCUGAGAAAAGCAGCCUUUCUCAGGUCAGUGACCUGAGAACAUUUUACACUGUGUAAACCUAUGAUAAAAUCCAAGGACAUCAGAUUGUAAGAGCCCGCCUACUUUAUUGUGAUGUACAAAUCCUACCAUAUAUUCAGUAAUUCGCGCUCCUAUUUAACAAAAAAGUAGAAGUUGUUAAUAAUGGCAUGAUAAAUAGAAUAACAGGUUACUGUCUUUUAAGAAAGGGAUUUCUCAGACGAGGCUAGAUAUGGUCCGGAAGGAGCUCGGCAAGCCUCACUCCCUCCAGGACCAUCUAGCCUCGUCUGAGAAAUCCUUUCUCAGAUGACUGUAACCUGUUAUUCUCUGUUUAUACCCAUACCUUCAAGUAUCACCUUGGACAAUCUGCUGAGCUUAUCAUAUAUAUAAUGUUGUAAUAAAUUGUUUGAUCCUUCGAAUAAUUGCCCUUGAUCUCCACUACUGUCAGUGUACUAAAAGUAGCAUCAGUGUAACUUUAUUCUGCAAAAUUACAUUUUGUGGACUGAGCGCAAAACUGUUGUGUCUUGUUCUUUAUUUAUAUACACUUACAGUAGUUUGGCCCUCAGCCAUUGAUUUAAAUAACAGUAAAUUAUAGUUAAGUAAAAUUGGAUUCUUGAUAAAUUUUUUCAAUCAGUAUAUUAAUUGGAAAAUAUUACGUAAUACAAAGUCAAGCCAUCUUGAUUUUUUACUCAUUUUGGUAGAAUAGCCCAAAAUUAGACAGUGCUGAAAAAAAUCUUAAGGUAUUGUUAUUGCAUUCAAGGUAAAUCAUAGACAUAUUAACAGUUAUAGAAUAUUAUUGUUAGCUGAGGCAGAGAGAUUAUAGGUGUAUCUAUUUCAAAACAAACUAAAAACAUGCAGCAAUUAUCACAAAUAUUCAUAGAAUAUAUUUGUAAAAUAAGUAGUUAUACUGGGAUACCACAGGGUUAAGUUCCUAUCCUUCCCUCACCUGAUACAAGUUUGAUAACGAUCCAUCAUGAGGUUCUUGAAAAGAAGUUGUUAAAAGGUAUUCCUAUUUUUAGCUCUAGUGGCUCCUAAAACAGACAAAGUGCCAUCAUUCUAUUUAAACUGGGAGAGGGUUUUAUGAUAAUUCUACAAACCAUGUUUGAUCAAGAUCUAUCAAACAAUUCAUGACACUGGGGGGAGACAGUUUUUGCCCUGUCCAUCUGUCCUUCCAUCCGUCCAUCACACUUCAUUUCCGAUCAAAACUGGAGAACCAAUUGACCUAGAACAUUCAAACUUCAUAGGGUUGUAGGGCUUAUGGAGUAGAUGACCCCUAUUGAUUUUGGGAUCACUCUCUUAAAGGUCAAGGUCACAGGGGCCUGAACUGGAAAACAAUUUCAGAUCAAUAACAUAAGAUUAAUAGAAUGAUUGGACAUGCAGAGUAGAUGACCCAUACUGAUUUUGGGGUCACUUGAUCAAAGGUCAAGGUCACAGGGGCCUGAACAUGGAAAACCGAUUCCAAUUCAUAACUUGAGAACCACUAGGCUCAGAAUGUUGAAACUUAGUGGGAUGAUUGGACACUGCCAAGUAGAUGAUCCCUGUUGCAGUCAACCAUCAGUGUCUCUUUGACUUUCGCUCCUGUCCCCUAUUGUCUUCUUGCCUAUACGACUAUGCAUUGGGGGAGACAUGUGCUUUUCUACAAAUGCAUCUUCUAGUUCUAUUUUCAGCUUUAACAAAAUUUUGAGGGGCCUGUAUUCCAAUUCGACAGACAAACUUUGAUAAAGAUCCAUCCAGUGGUUCAUGAGAUGAGGUUGUUUAAAAGUGUUUCUAUUUUUAGCUCUAGCAGCUCCUUAAAGGGGCCAAGUGCCCCCCAUUUGAAAAAAGAAAUGAGAGAGAACCUUAUAUAGAUGGUACAGACCAAGUUUAAUAAAGAUUCAUCUCUGAUGGUUCAUGAGAAGGGUUGUUUAAAAGUAUUUCUACUUUCAGUUCUAGAAGUCCCUAUAAGAGGUCAAAAGCCCCCUCUUGAACAAAUUUGAAAGAGGACCUUGCCAGAAUGCCAUAGACCAAAUCUGGUGUAAUUCUGAUCAAUGAUUGCACAGAUGUUUAAGUUAAACUGUUGACAACAUACGAUCCACCUAUACAAAUAGCUUGUCCUGAACAAAGUUCAAACAUCUUUAUAAGGUCAUCUUCCAAAAGUAUUCGAGUGAUAGCAUUUGAUCCUUUUUAGGGGCUGCUAGAGCUAAAAAUAGAAAUACCUUUAAAGAACUUAUUCUUGUGAAGUGCUUGAGGAUCUUCAUCAAACUGUGUCUGUAACAGCAUGAUAAGAUCCUCUCAUAAGUUUAUUCAAAAAGUUCAGUUAGCUCCUUUAAGUGGCCACUAGAGCUGAAAUUAAAAUAUCGUUGAAUUACUGUUUCCCAUGAACCACUUGGUGGAUCUUCAGUAAUCUUGGUCUAUAGCAUCCUUGUAAGAAGCUCUCUCAAAUUUGUUCAAAUGAGAGCACUGGAUAUAUUAUAUGUAUAUUAUACUAAACACAAUUGUUACCAUGUCAUACAUAUUUUUUUAUAGUCAAAAUCAAAUAGUCAAGUGAGUGAUGAAGGGCGAUUGCGGCUCUCUUGUUAAUAAUUUUGCCAUUUUUAUUUGUGAUUUCAUGUUAUACAUGAUUGUCAUUAGGUACUACUUUUAGUCUUGGAAGGUGGCAGGUUUCAGAUGCAUGCAUAUGAUAAUAAAAUGUGUUCAAUUUAGCAAAGACAUAGGUGAUUAUUUCACUUUCUAAUUUUUCAGUAUUUAAUACUGUUAUGAAUUGUAGAAUUGGUUAUGAAGGUAAUGUUUUACUUGUAUUUUAGACCAUAGUUGAAAGAUUGAAGUAGUUUUCUUGGUGUUGGUAUUUUUUCAUAUUUUCCCCAUUUCCUUCCCAUUACCCCACCCACUGCCUCCAAGUUAUAUCAUGUCAAUGAAUGUGUCAGUGUAAUAUUUGACUUUUAAAUGUCAUCAUUUCAGCUGUAUGUGAGUACAGUAUUUUAUCUAUUAAUUUGUUUAAAAUUCAAGUCUGAUUAUAAUUCCAACAUGAUUAUAUUUUAAAUGAAAAUACAUGAAGUCUGUCUUUAUCCUGUAGUACGUGGUUGUGAUUGGAUGUGCAAAACAUGCAUAUUACCAUAGAUAGUAGAUACUUGUGUAUAAUGUGCAGUCUUUUGACCGCUGGGACCCCACAUCCCUACCCCCUAAUUGUGAGUGCGUAUUAUACACAGGUAUAGAGGAUUUUCCAGCUUUGAAACAAGUUUGUUUACAAUUUUCGCCAUAAUGCCAUAGUGAUAAAAGCCAUGAUACUGAUAGAAGUACUGUUAUUAUAAUAUCAUCAUUUUUCUUGCACUUGUGCAUUUGAACAAGAUCACUAACACAUUAGCAAAUUUUUGAAGCAAUAUCCUGAUUUUAGUUGUUGGUACAUGUAUGUUUGUAAACUUUAAGAAAGUCUCUGAAACAGUGGCCAGUUUUUAUUUAUAAAAGCCUGCUUAAAGUAGAUUUGAUAGAAUUUAUUUCGUGAUUUGAUAGACAGGAGCCAUUUACAUGUUGCUUAGAAUUCAUGCUUUGUAGAUUGUUUACUUUUAAAGUUAAUGCUGCUUGGUGUUCAUGAAUUUUGAAUUUAUAUGUUGGUUUGUCAGUGUAUUAACUAUAAUUAAACUGGAGUCUUAUCUACAAGACAAUAUAAACAAAUAUAUAAUUAGAGAUUAAACUCUGCAUAUUACAAUCUGUUAUCAGAUUUUUUGUUUUUCAUACUUUUUCAUAUUUAAUUUUGUGAUCUCAGUUUAAUUGUGAUAAUGAAGACAUAUAACUCUCAAUAUAUUUUACUUUUCUCAUGCAUUCUCGUAGUUUUAAAUAGUGUUUAGGAAACUAAAAUUGAAGUGGUUAUUUAUUUAGUUAUUUAGUUGUAAGUGAAAUGGAAGAUUAGAUUAAAUUCUCAGAAUUAAUCAGCCUCACCCUCCUUUUAAUAUCCAGAACAUACAUGGGUGGGGCAUAUGUUCUCCAUGAAGAUUUGAUAAAAGACACUGUGUCUGAAAUUUGUCCUCCACCUCUGAUUCAUAUGGAGAAGUUGGCAGUUACUUGCAGAGAACAAGUAAUGUACUGGUGCAGAAUCCAGGAACUCAGGUUAGGUUAACUGCCCGCUGUUAAAUAACUUAAACCCAAAAGAAACAAACAAUAUUUUACAUACAAACAAUAGAAAAACAGAGUUAUAAGAAACUAAUCAGGACCACAAAAAAGUGUAUUCUAUAUCUGAGGUACACAAUAUUCAUGUAGCAAACUUAGCUUGCUAUAAAUGAACUGUGAAGGAACCCCUGACUGAUAGCAAAUAGGACUGGGUAAACAGUGACUUUAGUCAUUCUUGAUGUUUUUACCUGCUGCUUGAUAUUUAAUUCCAGUCCAGUUUUUACCUUGUUGAUUAAUUUUAUGUGAAAGAGUAUCAAGGGAUCUAACUGCUUUGAUAAAUUUGGAUUUGUAUUCAGAUGAUUAUCUCUCUUGUCAUAAAUUAUAUUGUACUUUCAUGUUGCAGUGGUUUUAACACAUUUAAUCAAAUGUAUAAAGUAAAAAUAUAUGCUAAUUUGUCCCCUACCGGUGAAACACCGAAGGGAACUAUAGAAAUGCCCUCCAUCCAUCUGUCUGUCUGUCUGUCCAUUAGCAAAUCUUGAUCUUGCAAUUACUCAGAAAGUAUUCAAGCUUGGUUCAUAAAACCUGGUAUGUGAAUAGAAGGCAGUAAUAUAGAUUAUGCACAAACAUGACAUAUGCUUGUAGGCCAUAGGUCAAGGUCACUAUUGAAGGUCAAGUAAAAAUUGUUUCCACUCCAAAACUUUUAUAUAUGCAUUUAAGGAUUUUCUUACCUCUACAAGCAUAUGUUCCUUGUGAAAAGACAGUAUGCCGCAUACCUGACCCAUGUUUUGUGGUCAAAUGUCAAGGUUACUAUUGAAGUUAAUAUAAAAAUAGCUUUCUGCUUCAUAACUUUAAUGCCUUGAAGGAUUUUUUUAUUACUACUCAGAAAUGUUCCCCAUGGUUAGACUAUGUAUCGAGAACAUGGCCCAUGGUUGUCGGUCAAAGGUCAAGUUCACUAUUGAAGUUCAAGUAAAGUUGUUUCCACUCACUAACUUUUAUGUGCAUUGGUUGGAUUAUCUUAAUACUGCACACAAAUGUUCCCCUUGAUAAGACAGUGUGUUGCGUACAUGAAAUGCUUGCAUUUUUAGUCCCAUACCGAUGGAACACCAGAGGGGAUUGUAGGAAUGCCAUUCUUCUCGUCCACUUCUGUAUUGCCACUGCAAUACUCGAUCACUUGUUAUUAUAUGUAAGUUGCUCUAUCACACAUUUACAAUGACGGGUGACAACAUAUUUUCCUCACAGAUUGCUGUACAUGUAUGUUAGGGAUAAAGGCAUUUAUGUUCAAAAUAUACAUGAAAUAAAUAUAAUGUAAUCAUGCAUAUUGACGAAUUUAUUAAUGUUUUACCAAUGGCAUUCGAUCGUGAAAUAAGUUUGUUAUAAAUGAGUGGUAUUUCAUGUUGAUUCAUAGAAAUGUGUUCCUUGUAACUGAGUUUUUUUUUUAUUUGCUAUUAAACAAUAAAGAUAAAUGCUAGAACCUAAACUAAGCUGUAAUAGGAAACUCAUUAAGUAUGGCAGGUGUAAAGUCUAAUAGAAAAUUUAAAUUCUUUGAUAAAUUAGAGAGCUUGAUAUUUCAACUCAUUUAUGUAUAUUUUUAGAAAAAAACAAAUUUUAUUUAGAUUUCAAAAAAAUUUGAUUUUUAGAUUUCAAAAAAAUUUGAAUACCUAGAUACACAAUCAUAAAACUUCAAAUUUAGGUCUUACAGAUACAUUUUGAACAUGUAUGGCUACAUUAUUUUGAAAAUGCACUACUCUCAAUUUUGACACCCCAGAUGCUUGUUGAAAUAUAGAAUGAAAUGCUGCUAUACUUGUACAACAUACCAAUAUGAAAUACCAGCCAACAUACACUAUAUAAAACAGUGGUAAUAGUUUUCUUGCCUGUUUUCUUGUAUAUGAUAUCCUGAAAGUGUAUUUUGUUUUUAGGACAAUAUAGUCGUUAGUGAAUGUAGAAUGAAUGUAAAUGUGAUAUUGUCAAUACAGUGUGAAUGCCAGUAUACUUACUUUUGUUGAAAGCGUACUUGGAAUAUCUUUGUUAUUAUUGAAUGAAAAUUAUGUUUUACAGUUAUUUUGAUGCAUUGGUUCAUUUAGCAUCAUUAAAUGUGCAAUC